AUGUCUAAGCGAAUGAAUAUCCUCGUCUACUCCGGUGCGCUCACUCAAGAUGCCUGGAGAAGUAAUCCCAAUCUAAUGCUGUCUUCAGGAAAUGGUAGCACUGUCGAAUCAGUUCGGCAUUGUCUCUAUACCCUCCGGAGGCUGCUUGCUCCCCACUACGCUGUCAUCCCGGUUACUGGUGAUAUGCUCAUCAAAGAGCCUUGGACAGCGAGCUGUGCCGCUGUUGUGUUUCCGGGUGGUGCAGAUCAAGGCUACUGCAGAACACUAAACGGUGAAGGCAACCGACGUAUUCGCCAGUUUGUCGAGCGUGGUGGUGUGUACAUUGGAUUCUGUGCUGGCGGCUACUACGGGAGCAAGAGAUGCGAAUUCGAGGUCGGCAACAAACUCUUAGAGGUGGUUGGAGACAGGGAGCUCGCUUUCUACCCUGGCACUGCUCGAGGCUGCGCUUUUCCCGGGUUUGUUUACCAUAGUGAGAAGGGCGCUCGAGCUCCCGAGUUGAAAGUCGACAAGACAUCCCUUGCUGCAGGGAAUGUCCCGGAUGUCUUCAGGUCCUAUUACAACGGUGGUAGUGUUUUUGUGGACGCACCAAAAUACCGAGAGCAUGGGGUCGAAGUGCUUGCCAGCUAUACCGAGCGCUUGGCGGUCGAAAGUGGCGAGGGAGCCGCUGCCAUCGUCUAUUGUAAAGUCGGUCAAGGCGCCGCGCUAUUGACUGGUCCUCACCCAGAGUUUGUCUUUCUCGGAAAGCCGGCGGACGACUGGUCACUAACGAAGCCUAGGUUUGCUGCUGCGAACAUUGAGCCGAAGCCAGAGGUUCCUGGGUUCUCAGACGUCAUCAAAGCCCUGGCUGGGGACGAGAAACACAGAAUGGACUUCCUCAAAGCAUGCCUGACGAAGCUUGGUCUCACAGUGAGCGAUGAACAGAAUGUACCUUCCCUAUCCUAUAUGCAUCUGUCUUCAUCCGACCCUGCAGACACUGCCCGGGUGAUGUCUUCCCUGAGCCACCUUGUCGAGAAGGAUGAAAGGGGUGACGAGUUUCUCAAGGAUGAAAACGACACAUUCCAGAUCCUGAAGCCAUCCGUCUGGAAGAUGGGUGAUUUGAUGAAAACACUACCUACAGAGUCGGAUUCAAAGAAACCUGCUGACCGAUCCGAUGGCAGCUCCGAUCGGAUAGUCGAUUAUAACACGGUACUAAAGAGGAUCAUUGUGCAUGACGACGAUCAUCCUCAAGCAAGGUCGACUCCAUACUUCAACCACUCCGCUUUCUAUUCGAACCUACACAAGUACCAGUCGCAAACGCCGGGCGCGGUUAACUUCGGUGCUCAUUUGUUGUACGGGGAAGUGGUUACAUCCACAAAUACGCUGCUUGAGAAGAAUACCCAUCUCCUUCGGGUUCUCCCGCAAGGCUUCACGGCAACUGCCACGGUCCAAGUCGCAGGCAGGGGCCGAGGAUCCAAUGUCUGGGUUUCACCUGCAGGGAGUUUGAUGUUCAGCACUGUCAUUCGACAUCCGAUGGCCCAGAUGCAGAGCGCUCCGGUUGUCUUCGUCCAAUACCUGGCAGCAAUGGCAAUCGUGGACGGCAUCAAAAGCUACGAUGGCGUGCUUUAUAAAGACGUGCCAAUCAAGCUCAAAUGGCCAAAUGAUAUUUUCGCCCUGGACCCUGGCAAAGCGAGAAACAAUGGCGGUGACCGCAAUGAGAAUUACACAAAAAUCGGGGGCAUCCUGGUGAACAGUCACUACAACAGCAAGGAAUAUAUUGCCGUUUGUGGCAUCGGUCUGAAUACGUCCAACGCUGCGCCGACCACCUCUUUGAACCAACUUACGCAAUUCCUCCCCCACAAGGUCGCCCCUUUCACUUUAGAGAAGCUACUGGCCAGGAUUUUGACCGUCUUCGAUGACCUGUACGCUCGAUUCUUGGCGGCUGGCUUCAAUGAGGCUAUGGAGCAGAUGUACUACAGACACUGGCUUCACAUGGAUCAAAUUGUGACACUUGAAGCUGAAGGCGGUCAACGUGCACGAAUCAAGGGCAUCACAAGAGACUAUGGAUUACUUAUCGCAGAAGAACUUGGAUAUGAAGACCGUGAGACUGGUCGGAGAUGGACCUUGCAGAGUGACGCCAAUAGCUUCGACUUUUUCAAAGGGUUGGUAAAGGUGAGUAACAGCUGGUGGCUGACAAUAGCCACAAACCACGUUCCACAUCUUUGA
Messenger RNA from Cladophialophora yegresii CBS 114405, 2202 nucleotides. RefSeq names its product biotin apo-protein ligase. Gene Ontology annotation, biological process: protein modification process. Bases 1 to 2202 code for a protein of 733 amino acids. Gene Ontology annotation, cellular component: cytoplasm. Lineage: Eukaryota; Fungi; Ascomycota; Eurotiomycetes; Chaetothyriales; Herpotrichiellaceae. Gene Ontology annotation, molecular function: biotin--[biotin carboxyl-carrier protein] ligase activity. The transcript has a single exon. The record is from RefSeq and is a predicted model, not a curated record.